Messenger RNA from Geodia barretti, 1824 nucleotides. The record is from the annotation of a GenBank genome assembly. NCBI's taxonomy places the organism in Eukaryota, Metazoa, Porifera, Demospongiae, Tetractinellida, Geodiidae.
AUGAGGAGUUUCGUUUCGGUUCUCUUUUUGUUUGCAGCGUACAUUUUGCUGGUUACAGCCAGACACAGAAAACACGUUCCUCAGCGGCCCAAUAUUUUGUUCCUGCUGGCGGACGACCUCGGCUGGGGAGACGUCGAAUACAACGGAGGCCGGGCGGACACCCCGCACCUGAAUGCAUUGGCCCACGGAGCCAACAGUAUCCAGUUCACGAGGUUCUACAGUGGUGCUCCGGUCUGCUCUCCGACCAGAGGAACCGUGCUGACUGGCAGGAACCACAACCGUUACUGCAUAUGGAAAGCCAACACCCACAGCAAGGACUGCAACUGGACGAAAGAUUUCCAGUGCCCUGCAAAGAUGCCUCUCCCUCCGUCGGAGGUAACAGUUGCAGAGGUGUUGCAGACUGCAGGUUAUCGCACUGGUGUAUUUGGAAAGUGGCACCUUGGAGACCUCAAACACGUCGAGAACGGCCACUCUCGCUGGUCCCCUUCCCACCCAGGCAUGCACGGAUUCGACGUCUGGAAAGUCACAGAGCGAGCUGUCCCAACUGUAAACCCCAACUGUGCCUGCUUCGACCCUGAGACCUGCAGGAUCGGUCGCUACAGGAAAUCUGCGCUCCCGGCAUGCUCAAACUACUACAGCAAUAAUGUCAGUUCUCUUCCAACACCAUGUCCGCCUCACACAAACAGCCGAACUGUCCCUAGCCCUCCCUGCCCCAUAGUACCUCACCCAAACGCUAUCCUAGGAGACGACUCGCAUUUCAUUGUCCGCGAACUAAAGUCUUUCAUCAACGACAGCAUCGCUAGUUCACACCCUUUCUUUGCAUAUGUGCCUUUUCAUGCGCCCCACAAUCGCUACAUAGCUGAUACAGCAUAUGCAAUGAAGUAUGCAGAGAAAGGCUUGAAAGGAAAAGAGAGAGACUAUUACGGUUCAAUUGAAGCCCUCGAUGACUCGGUCGGGGAAAUCCUCGCCCAUCUGGACGCUGUUGGCAUCAGAGAUACCACGAUGGUCUGGUUCACCAGCGACAACGGUCCCGCUGCCGGGAGUCCCGGUAGCACCAACGGUCUGGAGGGAGAGAAAGGUACCCUGUACGAAGGAGGGAUCAGGGUCCCAGGGAUCCUCCAGUGGCCUGCCAUCAUCGAAGAGAACAUGGUAUCGGAUUACCAAGUCAGCACCAAUGACUUCCUCCCUACUAUCGUGGAUAUCACCAACACACGGUUGCCAGAUUCCCGCAUACUGGAUGGCUCUUCAAUACUACCCUUUCUUCUCGGGGUUAGAACAGAGCGAUUGUCGGCCAUGCACUGGGCAUUCAAGAUAAACGGCGACUUCUCCAGAAAAUACACUGCAGUCUCGAUCGAGGGAGACUUAAAGCUGCAUGCAACUUCAAGAACAGUGCGAUCACAAGAAGCAGUCUGUACAACAUUACUCAGGACGAAGUGACAGACAUCUCAGACCUUCACCCUCGGGAACACAAGAAGAUGAUGCGAGCCCUAUCUGCCUGGACUAGAACACUAGCCACCAGUGCCACCGAGGAAGUGGGCUGUCUUCUGUCAGAGAACCAAUGACAGUGAAGAGCAGCAAUCCUGACUGUGUGUAUAUACUGCCGUCCUCCUAUCAUACCAUUUCAUCCAGCACUUCUCAUACCAGCACUUCUCCUGUCUUCCUGUGUGUUACUCACUCUUGCACGCGAAUAUUUUUCUAUGUAAAACACUGGCAUAUUCAUCAGGUCUCUCAACUACAAAAGAACAAAGGCCGUGUCUAUUGUUAAGAAAGUCAACUAAUCAAAUUAGAUUGUCCCUGAUAUGGUAAUGGCAUCCUCUGAUUGCA